Molecule: messenger RNA, 2644 nt
Organism: Cuscuta epithymum
Lineage: Eukaryota; Viridiplantae; Streptophyta; Magnoliopsida; Solanales; Convolvulaceae
Source: the annotation of a GenBank genome assembly
CACGAAAUUAGCCUCGAUUUAUCUGGUCGCAUUCAUUCAUCUAACCAAAUUCCAGACGGCCCCGGGAAUCCAAUUGGGAGUGGAACUCCUCGAGGAGAGAUUAGUAAUUUGAGGCGCUGCUGCUGAUGCAACUGCCCUCUCCGGAACUCCGCCCUCUUUUCUCUCUCAAGAAAACAUCAAACCCAAGAGAAAAAGAGCAAAUCCAUCCAACGCAUACUCUCUCACUCUCUACUCCUCACUGCCAUCACCACCACCACACAGUGCUCUGCUCUCUUCUCCACUCCAUCAUUUCCUCCCCACCACCGUCCACCGCCAUGGACACUUAUGAAGCUACUAAGAUAGUCUUCUCCAGGGUCCAGAGCUUGGAUCCGGAUAACGCUUCGAAAAUCAUGGGUUACAUACUGAUUCAGGACCAGGGGGAUGAGGAGAUGAUAAGAUUGGCCCAUGUUCCUGAUACUUUCCUCUUUUCUCUCAUCAACCAGGCCAAGGAUUUUCUUGGCCUUUCCUCCAACUCUUCUUCUUCCUCCUCGCAUUCUGCGCCUUCUUCGCCUUCCCCCUUCAGUCCCACCACCAAGUUCGGCCCUCUCACCCAGACACCGCCCAGAAUCACGAUUCCCAACAACAAUGGCUUCCCUUCUUCUCCGUCGUCUCUCUGGCCCUCUGGGUCUCCGGCGUUUUCCAGAAACCACCUCUCCUACGCCGCCGUGGUUAACGGUUCCACAAACCCUCCUCCGGCGUCCUCCGCCACUCCCAGCUCUUCUCCUCACCCGUACUACAAUGGGGAGGCCGCUGAUCAGUUUGAGCCUUUUGACCAGAUAGUGAGCCCGACCGGGAACAAGAGCGAUUCGCUUAUUUUCCCGUACGAGGAGAGCCCUGACCCUCACCACCAGCUUCACAGGCGGCGGUUCUCGAUGAGCGACGGUUUUCUUGGUGGAUCAGAAGACGGUUUGAGGCCUUGCAUGUACUUCGGGAGGGGUCUUGCCAAGAACGGCGGCGGCUUUACUGACUCGGCGGCGGAUGGGUCUGCUUCCGUUUUCGGCGGUUCUCCGGGCAAAAUUGACGCCACCACUUUGGAUGAGCUUGUCCGGAUCAAAGCUCUUCAGCAGCAAAGGUUUUCACAGCUAAUGGGUUCUAGUGCUCACCACCCUUUCUCGUACAGCAAGUGCAUGAACAUUCUGAACGAUAACCCGAGAUCUCCACCAGCUGCAUUGAUGCUGGGGGAAGAGCUCCGCAAGUUUGGGCGUUGCCGAUCAGAAGUUAAUGACUUUUCCAGCAUGGGUUUGGCCGGAUACUCCAAUUCUUGCUCGCGGCAAAUAUACUUGACAUUUCCUGCAGAUAGCACCUUUAGUGAAGAGGAUGUUUCUAAUUACUUCGGCUUGUAUGGUCCAGUGCAAGAUGUGAGAAUUCCUUACCAACAGAAGAGAAUGUUUGGGUUUGUCACAUUUGUGUACCCGGAGACUGUGAAGCGGAUCUUGGCCAAAGGGAAUCCCCACUUUGUUUGUGACUCUCGUGUGCUUGUGAAACCCUACAAGGAAAAGGGGAAUAUCCCAGAAAAAAAACAGCAGCACCAGCAGCACCAUAUGGACAGGGGGAAGUUUACAUCUUGCUUAAGCCCAUCUGGUCUUGAUUCUCUGGAGCCCCAUGACCUUCCUUUCGGACCAAGGAUGUUUUAUAAUUCACGUGAGGCAAUGCUUCGAAGAAAGCUAGAGCAAGAUGCUGAGCUGCAACAGGCCAUUGAGCUUCAAGGAAGAAGACUGAUGAAUAUGCAGCUUUUGGACCAGAAAAAUCAUCAUAAUUAUCAUCAGUUCCAGCCUGCUUCAUAUCCUGGAAUUUCAAUCCCUUCUUUGAGCAGUUCUCUUUCACAAAACCAUCACAGUCUUGUCCCAGAAAUCAAUGCUGACCACCAUGUGAAGCUUCCGUGGGAGCAAACUGAAGCCCAUGAAAAUGAUAGUGGAAAUGAUAAUAGUAUCAAGGAGCAAAGCUCGAAACUCGAUGCCCUUGAACUGAAUGCGAGCACGGAGAACAUGCUCCCAGAUAGCUUUUUUGCAUUCCCUGCAAAAUCUAAGGUGGAAGGAGACAGUGCUUCUUCGCAUGCACCAGCGGAUGCAGAUGAUAGUUCCUCAGCAACACCUUCCAAUGACAUCCCUCCCAUGCUCUCGUCUACUUCUGCUCUUAACAUGGCUUCUCUUCAAGCAUGUUCCCUGAAGAUCCCUAAGCUAACCACCGGACAAGAAGCCAUUGAAGUGUAGGCAGUAGGCUUGAGCAGGAAAGCUGACUUGUAUAUCCAUAACAAAGAAAAGAUCUGCAAGGAGGAUCGCUUUAAAGACAUGUUUUCAUCAUCAAUAGGAUAUUACCGGCAAGAAGGAUACAUAAUGCAUAUGUAUAGGACAGAUGAACUGGUUUAAGGGGAGUAGGAUCCCUUUGUCUAUUUUGUACCCUCUUUUGUAGUUGUGUGCUGGACCCCACAUACACACACUCACAUAAGAAUAGCAUCAUCCUCAUAACAAACAUUACCCCCCACCCCCAGUAGUCUUAAUAUGCCCUAGUAGUAGUAGUAUUGGUGGUGGUAUAACUUUAUAUUUUGUCCUAUAAUCUUAUAAUCUUAUUACCUCAUAUUUACCCUUAUUUCUUAUUUCCUUCUUUA